UGGUCUCGGCACAAUGUCUGCAAUAGGUGGCGCUGUUGAUGACACUGACACUAACUGUGGUGGUGGUGGUGGCGGCGGUGGUCGUAUCGCUAUCGAGUAUGACACCAACAACUUCAUCGGUUCAGUGGCUGCCCAGGGAGGUUGGGGUCAGUAUGAGUGUGGAGGCGCGGGAACAGUUCUGUGGCACUACAUAACUAAUGACACCAACAAGCUGGUUGUAAACAACAACAAUGUUUGUAAACCCAAAGUCCCUGCAAUCACAUAUAGCCAACUUGAUAACCUCAAUAUUGGCAGAGAUAGCUUCAGGACCUGGCUGUUUGAUGAAGAAGAUGGCAAGACUCACGAGUUUGCAGAGCUGGAGAUCAGUGGAAGUGCUGAGUUGGCCAUCUAUAGGGCUAACACUGACACAUUUAACCAGUCUGUCCUUGUUGAGAAAACUAGUGGUGAUAAGAGUGGUCUCUUCCAUAUAGGACCAACUCAGAAACUUGAAGUCGACUUGCCCCCAGACAGUCCUGAGUUGAUGUUCAGCUUACACAUCUACCCAGAGGGUGUUGUCCAGAUGAAGAGACAGCUCUACAUCAACAAUAUUACCCUUGAUGUUGAGGGUCAGGUCUCUGGUGUGGAGGACCUCAUCAUUGGAAGAGACUCAACCAUUGUCAUAAGACCUACUGGCAUUGAGACUGAAUCAAAGACUCUCACGUUCAGCAGUAUAACAGUGCAAGGUGGUGGAACCAUGAUUGUUGAGACCAACAGCAAGUUCCCCUUGAUCCUCAGUGGUACCAGUCUCAGUGUGGAGAGUGGAGGCAGGCUAGAGGUGGACAACUGUAUCAUCAAUGUUGUGGACCUGAAUGUACACCAAUCUGGUUACAUCACUGCUGACUAUAAGUCUGGAGUGACUGGGAAUACCAAUACAGGCUAUGGUGCCCAAGGAAUGGGUGCAGGCCAUGGUGGACAGGGAGGUCGUAACAAUGCAGGAGGUGGUGCUGGUAUUUACUAUGGUAACAUGCUAGAACCAACAGACUUUGGUAGCUAUGCCUACAGGGAAUACUACGGAGACUAUUUCUAUGCCUAUGGUGGUGGACGAAUUCAGAUUGAAGCCACCGGAGAUGCUACUGUUGACGGAACAAUCAGUGUUGAUGGAGCUGAUGGCAUAGAUGACCAUGGUGCAUCAGGUGGUGCCAGUGGUGGCAGUAUAUACCUCAGAUGUGGUUCAUUCCAUGGAAAGGGUAUCAUUCGCAGUCAUGGUGGCAAAGGAAGUACAUCUGGUAACACAGGAGGUGGUAGUGGGGGGCGUAUAGCAAUCUACUACACUAGCACAGAGUUCCAGGGUAGUCACACAACAUAUGGUGGCAAAGGGAAUUCUGGGAAAGUAGGUGCUGCUGGUACAGUGUACAUUGAGAAAGAAGACCCACUCCUCAAUGACAGAACACUCAUUGUGGACAAUGGAGAACCUUACGAUGUUACGGCCAAGAUCAACAACUACGCUUAUGUAUUCCAACAAGAUAGCAGUAGGACAUGGAUCCCUUACCCCUCAGGCACUACAAGUCACGCACUGGAACAACUGAUCAUACUGAAUGGUGCCCAUGUGGCCCUACAGCCAUUAUCAGCAGGUACUGCCAGUCUGAAUGUGCACACCUUAUCUGGCAGUGAUGUCACAGAUGACUCCCUACUUGGUACCCUCCAUGUAGGUAAUGCACAGAGUGUUUUCAUCACUCAGAGCAACUUGUACUUCCCAUUGAACCUGAAUGUCUACACUGGUGGCUCUAUCAGCUUCCCUGACCAGGUUAAACUGUACAAUGUUGAUGCUUACAUCGAUGGCGCUAUCACUGGCCCCGAUGAGUUCACCAUCCAACAUUCAACUGUCACUAUGGGAGCAAAUGCAAAAACAACCGGACAAGGAAAUGCUGGAGAAUUUGUGUUCGAAACAAGUUUCAGCCUUUUGACAUCUGGUGUAUUUGACCUCACAGCACUUGAUUCCUCAGCGAUAACCUCAGCCUCACUCACUGUUGGCAAUGAUGGUACCCUGAAUGCACGCAAGAUUGUCAUCACAUCCACUGAUGUCCUUGUUGAAGAAAAGGGUAUUAUAGAUCUGGAUCAAAUGGGACAAGUGCAAGAUGGACCUGGCUACUAUGCCCAGCGCAGUGGAGCUACUCAUGGUGGAGAGGGAGGUCGAGGAUAUGGCUACUCUGUACGUGGUACUCCCUAUGAUCAGUUCUAUGAGCCUACUGAGGUGGGUUCUGGUACACCUGGUAACACUGCUGGUGGAGGAGCCAUCAAGAUUAUGACAACCAAUGCAAAUGUAUAUGGUGUCAUCACAGCUAAUGGCAAGACAGCUACAUGUGACUGUGGUGGCGCAGCUGGAGGAAGUAUCUGGAUCACUGCAUCAGAGAACAUCCUUGUAACAGGCUCUAUAACUGCCAAUGGUGGUAAUGGCUAUGGCUCAUAUGGAGGCGGGGGUGGUGGAGGUCUCAUUGCCCUUUACUACAAAUAUGGUGGUAUCGGAGGCACCGUCACUACAUAUGGUGGCACAGCCAAUCAAGAGAAGGGUGCUGCUGGAACCGUCUACAUUAGUGUCAAUGAUCCAUUGAAUACAUGGUCUCGGGCUAUAGUUGACAACAAUGAGGUUAGUACAAAUGCUCGAACAAUCCUCACUGUCAAUGACGAUACAUACCUCUUCAGCAUGGAUGAACUCACCAUGACAAAGAACGAGUGGGUGUCAUUCAAAGCGCGUGGUGACAGUGACCCAAUUCUUACUGCUAGAAUCGGACAGAUCCAUGGUAACAAGGACACAACCCUUGAAAUUGGUAACAGGUUAUCUUUCUUCUGGAAUACCAGGGCAACUUCACCAUCAUCUACACUUGACCUUGAGGUGGAUAUGUUAGUCAGGGUUGGAGCGACUGUAGAUAUGCCAGCAACAGUUGUUGUCCAGCGAGGCACCAUCUUGGAUGUUUGCGGUGUUAUGGGUAAUGUGGAGAAUCUCGAAGUUCGAGAUCAAGGUACGAUUAAGAUGCACUACCCAGCAAGCACCAAUGAGGAUGGAGAUGGAGAGGUGAAGCUUACCAGUGUUACUAUUGAUUACAAUGGUAAUAUGGUUAAUUCAGGAUCUUGUGGUGGUCAGCCACGAGCCCAUGUUAACCUAUAUGUUGAUGAACUGAUCAAACGCAGUGAUUUCAACCUUCAUGGUAGCUACUACCAUUUACAAGGCAGCUAUGAUACAACACAGCUGUAUCCCACAGGUAUGGGAGACUACGUCAACCACACUUGCUUCCCUUAUGAAGGUGAUCUAAGGAUCUUGAAUGGGCAGUACUGCUAUCUACCCACAGCUAAUAUCACCGAAUACACAUAUGACUCUAUCUACAUUGAAACUGGUGGCGAGUUAAGAAUUGAUGGUACAACUGUUGAUGGCUUCAACAAGACUAUCAUCAAUGUUGGUACACUAACCAUCAGACCAAAUGCUAAGAUGACAGGUAUGGGCACUGGGUAUAAAGAGAAUGGUCCUGGAUUUGGUGAAGGCAACAAUCAAGGUGGAAGCUAUGGUGGUCUUGCUGGGACUGUGACAAAUAACAGUAAACUCUAUGGAGAUAUAGAGAACCCUAUGGACUAUGGUAGUAAUGGUUAUAUGGCAAAUGAGGAUCAGGGACGUGGUGGAGGCCAGGUCUGGAUUAAGGUCACAACCGAUCUCAUAGUUGAUGGUACCAUUGAUAUGAGUGGUAUGAGUGCUUCAACUAGUUAUUAUGGGGGUGGAAGUGGAGGAAGUAUCCGCAUUGAUUCCAACACUCUCACUGGUAUAGGUACAAUCAAAGCUGAUGGAGCAUCUAGAGGCGGCAGUGGAGGAAGGAUCUCAAUUAAGCUCAAUACUGAAUACACCUUCAAGGGAGAUGUCACAGUAAAUGGAGCAACUGGUGCUUCCCAGAAAGCCUCAGAUGGAACCAUCUUUAUCCGGGAUUAUUAUAAUGGACAGACCAGGAACAAACUGUCAAUAGGUGCCACUACUGCAGCAGUGCCUCUCGUUGAGCAGAUCCCUCUGCCUUCUGGUCUUACCAUGGAUAUCAUCAACAAUGCAAAACUGGAGAUCAAAUCUGACAAAACUGUUGGUGCUCUCCAGGGUGAUGGUACUGGUGAGAUCACCAUCAAAUCAGGAGCAACUCUGACUGUUACAGGAACAGCUGAUGACAUCAGGGGUGUGAGAUGUGACUUUAUCAUUGAGGACGGUGCUACACUGAACACUGAAGCAGUUCCAAACUACUUGAUUAGUGGAGAAUUACUCCAAGUCAAUGGAAAAAUCGCUGCUGAUAAACUCACUGUUGGUAGAUUUGCAAAGUUUUAUUUGAGAGAUGCAGCUGAACUUUAUGUCAACGGUCUUGAAACUUAUGAAAAUGUGACAAUAUUUGUGGAGGAUGAUGUUAUUGUUGGGAAAAGUGAAGAUGCUUUCAAGCUUGAUGACCUCAUUCUUGGACCCAAGAGUGCUUUGUACUUCACCAAGACAAGCAACACACUUGAGGCAACUACUUUCUACAUGCAUGCUGAGUCAAUCCUCACCACCACAACUGCUGAGAAGUAUUUCUACAUCUCUGGUACUGACAUCACCAUCAGUGAUGAGGCUGUUAUAGAUGCCAACAAGGGUGGUCUCCAACAAGGUCCUGGAGCUGGGUCAAGCUCUAAAGGAGCCAGUCAUGGUGGAGAUGGUGGUGGAGAUACAGGCAAUCACUAUGACUCUUGUCUUGAACCCACCCAAGCUGGAAGUGGCUCAGGCUCUUACAGGGGAGGAGGUAUCAUCAAGAUAACAGCCACUGGAACCUUAUCCAUAGAUGGUACACUUGGUGUAGAUGGUACUGAUGUGACCAACGCAGGAGGAACUAGUGGUGGUACCAUAUGGCUUGAUACAAAUGUGUUAACUGGACAUGGAAGUAUUACUGCUGAUGGCGGCUCUGGGGCAAGUAAUGCUGGAGGAGGCGCUGGAGGUAGAAUUGCAAUCUACUGCACAAUCAUGUCUGACUUUAAUGGUAAGAUCACCACAUAUGGUGCUGAAGGUUCCACGCAUGGAGCAGCAGGUACCGUCUUUGUUGAAUACACUGAGCUUGGGAUCGCAAAGACCCUUCUCACUGUCAACAAUAAUGGACUUCUAACUGAAGGAAGGACCAUACUUAGUGGCCUCUCUGGACAGAUUAAGAUGGAUCUUAGAGGUGACUCUGUUGUGGAGUUUGAAGAUACUGGUAGUGAAAUCACCAUUGAGAAAUUAUUUGGAGAUUACACUGGAACCGUAUACUUCAAAGAGAAUCAAGUUGUUUCCAUGGUAACAACAUAUGGUAUCCAACAAGCAUAUGCUUUACCAUGCCGUGUGUAUAUUGAAAAUGGUGCAACUGUUUCCCUUCCACCCAAGCUUUUGCUGACUGAUCCAUAUCUUGUUGAUGAAAGACGUCCCAAUCUUGAAGUUUAUGGUACAAUAGAUAACGUACGUGAGCUGAAGGUUGGAGAAAAUUCAGAAGUCAUAUUUGGCAAAGAUUCCAACACUGCACUUGGUUCAACAAUAUCUGACCCUCCAGGAACUCUCUCUUUCACUAAUAUUGAUGUUCUGAGCACUGGAAAACUGGAUGUCUCUGAAGAUCCUGAUAACCCAUUCAAUUUAAUUGCCCUCACUAAGUUCACUGUACAUUAUGAUGGCUAUGUGAAAGCAACUAACUUGUACAUUGAAACCCCAAGCCUUCAAGUGGCAUUUAUGGGACACAUAGAUGUUGAUGGUGCUGGUAGUGCAGCAGAUACUGGGCCUGGUAAAGGUGUACAACACAACAGUGGUGGAUCAGGAGCUACUUAUGGAGGACGUGGUGGUUCAGCCCAAGAUGGCUCUCAACCUGCUGAGACUAUUGGUAGCUUGUUUGAUGCCACAACGCCAGGAUCUGGAGGUGGUAGUGGUACACUUAAUCCAACCAACACAAAUGCUGGUGGCAGCGGUGGUGGAAUUAUGAACCUGAAGAUUACAUCUGAUCUACAACUUGAUGGUAAUAUAACUGCCAAUGCUGGUGCAGGUCUUGCAUACGGUGGUGGUGGCUCUGGAGGAGCUAUCAAGAUAGUCACUGAAGACAUGAGUGGAACUGGCGACCUGUCUGUACUCGGAGGUGAUGCUGGUACACUCGCAGGUAGUGGUGGUGGUGGUGGACGUCUCAGGGUAGAGAUCACUGGUGAAGACAAAUUCAAAGGUAACUAUUUCAUCAGUGGAGGUGAUGCAAGUGCUAAUACUAAUGCUGUAAAUUCCCAAGCUGGUGGUUCAGGUACUGCAUUCAUAAUCACUAUGGUUAAGAACAGACCUUACUACUCCCUCUACAUCAACAAUGAAUUUGCUGCUGGUGAAUCAAUGGAAGCCACAUAUCUCGAUGAAGAUGACAGUAUUGCCUACAAUGAACUCCACAUCCAUAACAAUGUAGAGCUCUACAUUGUCCGUGAAAAUGCUUUCAUUGUGACAAGUGACCUACAGUGUGACCAGUCCAGUACCAUACACAUCCCAGACAAUGUUACUUUCCAUGGAGAUGAUGGUAAAGAUGAGACAACUAUUCCUUGCAGUUUCAAAGUCAGCUCUGAGGGAGAGGUUAUUCUUCCACUUAAGCUUACACUGGUGGGAUCAGGCAAUGUCUUUGAAGGAUUGAUCACCAAUGUGCGUGACUUGAUUAUCGCCCCAAACAUGACAACAGUCUUCUCCCCUCAGACCAGAACAGCAACUAGAGUUGACGGAGAAUACACCUUUAUCAGUGAGCGUGGAGCCUACAGGUUUGCCACAUUUACCAUCAAGGCUUAUGCUCAGGUGACCUUUGAGGGUUCCGACAAACCACUUUUGCUAGGUACUCUAGAGAUGAGCUAUGGCUCUAUAUUGUGGGGAAUGCAGGAGUUGACCCUACAGAGCAAUGACAUUAUACUUCACCCUGGAGCCAAGAUUGAUAUGGUUGGUGGUGGUUAUGGAAGUGCUCAAGGAGAGGGAGCUGGAGCAACAGUAAGUGGUGUUGGUACCGGAGGUGGCUAUGGUUCAGAGGGUGGUUCUCCUAGUGCAGGCUACUCAGGUGGCCCAUCCUUUGGUCUUGUACGUGACCCAGCCAGCAUGGGAAGUGGAGGAGGUAACUCCAACUCAGGUGCAGGAACUGGAGGUGCUGGUGGUGGUUUACUCACUCUUAAAGUCAGCCAAGAGCUCAAUGUUGAAGGUACAAUCAACGUCAAUGGUGCAGAUGGUACAAACAAUGGAGGUGGAGGUAGUGGUGGUUGUGUGUUAGUUGAGGCAGUCAAGUUUACCGGACAUGGCCUCAUCUCUGCCAAUGGUGGAUAUGGAUCUGGCAAUGGUGGCGGUGGAAGUGGUGGUCGAAUUAGGAUCACAUUAGAUGACAUCUAUGACUUCUCUGGUACAAUCACUGUAUUUGGUGGUGGUAAUGAUAACCUCCUAUCAGUCAAGGCUGGUCCUGGUACAGUAUAUACCAUAGAAGGUGUUGCCACAUUGUCCAGCCCACCAAAGAAACUCUUCAUCAUUGGUGAUACUGAAGGUGCCUUGCCAAAGCAGACUAGAGUACAGAUCACUGGUGCUGAAGAUUCCGACUUCAUGUAUGACUACAUGGAAAUAAAAGGAUAUGCCCAAGUGGAAUAUGAUGGUUCUGACAGGACAUUCCAAGUUGCUAAGAUGGUUGGUGACAAGACUGGAUGGAUGUAUGUACGAGAUCAACAGAUCCUCCAGGCUGAGUUUACCGAGGGUGUCGUUUCAAGUACCACCACAUCAGUGAAUUUGGACAUUGCAGUUGAUGCUAUCCUCCAUGUGCCUAUUAAUAUGACUAUUGAUGGUACUAUUAUUAACCUUGCUGGGAAGUGUACAUUCAACAAUCUUGUCAUUGAGAAAGGUGGAGAGCUCAACCUUGCAAGUACAUCCCAGACUGCACUUUUCCAACAGGGAGAGUACAAAACUACAAGUGAGCCUGGUGCAUACUUCUUCGGAUAUGUAAGCCUCAAGCAAGACUCUGUGUUUAAACCUGAAGGUCCACUGAUUCUGCAAGUAGGUGUUAUGGAGAUGAAGCGCUAUGUUGUUCUCCAGGCUACCUACAUUGAUCUAACUGCUGGGGAGUUGACCUUGGAGCGUGGUGCACAGCUAAGUGUAUUAGGUGAAUCCACCACAACAUCCAGCUCUCCACAGACAGGUGUUGGCCUUGGUGGAGGAGCUCAUUCUGCCUCUGGGGGUGUUGGUGAAGGUGUUGAUCUAUCCACUGUUUCUACACCCUAUGGAACCCUCUACCAACCUGUAACAAAUGGUGCAAGUGGUGGUAGCGGAGGUGCAGGUGGUAGUACAAUCAGACUGCUCACAGAUACACUCCAUCUUGAUGGCAUCCUCAAUGCAAAUGGUGCUGACCAUGCUACAGGAGGAGGAGGCAGUGGAGGCAGUGUAUGGCUCACUGCUGAUGUCAAGAUCAAAGGUCUUGGCUCCGUCUCAGCCAAUGGAGGUGCCACUGAAAAUUCAGCUGCUGGUGGAGGCUCUGGGGGUCGUGUAGCUGUAGAAGCUGCUGAGGAUCUCUUUAUAGGGACAUACGAGGCUGUUGGUGGAGAUUCACCUGCCACUCAUGGACCUGGAGGGCCUGGCUCAGUCUUCACAAAGAUUGGCAAGGAGAUUGACAACACUUUGGUUGAAUCAUUCAUUGUGGACAAUCGCAAUCGUCAAGGUUCUCACUACUGUACCCUUGAUGAGGAAAAUCUUGAUUUGGAAUUUGACAAUAUCUACAUCUCUGAUUUGGCAAAGGUGCAAGUUGUUUCUGAUGGACAGAAUCGAACCAUAAAGCUGAACAAGGUGCAUGGAGACGGUACUGGACUGUUAAGAGUGCGUAAAAACCAGAUAGGUACUCUAGAAAGAGCACCAUCAUCCAGCAAUGGCACCACUAACUCCAAACUCUACCUCAAUCUUGAGCUUCAUAAUGAAGGAGAGUUCAUUAUGUCUGAGACUACUACAGUCCUUGGCAAAGCUCCUGUUGCAUUGGAUCUCAAUGGUAUCAUGAGAGGAGCAAUGAACCUGAUUGUUGGUGAAAAGAGGAAAAUGAGAAUGGGUGAUAGUGCUCGUAUUGUCCCCAUGGUUGAAACUGAGAUAAGCAAAAAGGCAAGAGUAACAUUCGGGUUCCUCCAGCUUGAGCCUGGCAGUACGGUCGAGUUUGAUCCAGAUUCUGGUGCCAACAUGAUCGUUGGUGAUUGGAACAUCAAAUAUGGAGCUAAAAUGACUGCUGAUUUCUACAAUGUCACUUGCUCUAAUGUUAACUUUGAAUCUGGAACAACCAUUACUGUAGGAGCUGAUGACAGAGCUAGUUCUACCCUCCUUGAUAUUGAUACAGGAUCAUCUAGAGCUAACUAUGGAGGAGCUGGCCAUGGUGGUGUUGGUGGUAUAACUGGUAACUCCAAUGCUGGUGGUCUUCCAUAUGGCUCCAUAUACAGGCCUGAAUUCCCUGGCUCUAGGUCACAUCCCACAGGUGCUCUUGGUGGUGGUUGUAUAUACCUUAAUGUUGGUAAUGAGAUCAUCAUGGAUGGAGAACUUAUCGCUGAUGGGGCUUCAGGUGACCAGGGAGGUGGUAGUGGUGGCUCUAUCCUGAUUGAUGCUAGGAAGAUUGAAGGUUAUGGUACUAUGUCUGUGAAAGGUGGAGAUGGCCUCAGUAGCACUGGGGCAGGAUCUGCUGGUAGGGUAGCUGUACACACACUCUUCGAGAGCAUGUAUGCUGGAGACUUUAGCAUUAAUGGUGGAAAAUCAGCAGUGUCAGGAUACAGUGGUGGAGGUGGAACUGCCUAUGUGAAGGAGUACAUCAAUGGCUUGCCUUUUGAGUCACUCAUCAUAAGCAAUGAUGAUAACCCUCCUGAAUGUUUCGCAACCAUUGAAGAUGAUGAUACAGAUACCUUCUUCUUUGAUCGCUUAACAAUCACUCGUUCUGGUUCCAUGCGUGUUAACCCUGAUAUCACAGACAUCACAGUUGAUAUACGUGAGUUGAUCGGUGAUCGCACUGGAUUAUUCCAGCUACAUAACACACAUAAAUAUAUUGUUGAAUAUGAAGAUGCAAAUCCUAAAACAUUCACAUCUGGUAUCAAUUUCAUUAUUGAUGAAGGAGCCGAGCUUAUCAUCCCACAGACAUUCUACAUCUAUGGAUUUGGUGUUAUGUUACCUGGUUACCCCGAAGUUCGUUCUCUUGAGAUUGGAGGUAUGUUAACUGGUGCCUCUACUCUAUACUUAGGACGUGGCACAACUAUGUAUGUGGAUGAAAAUGGACACACUGCUAUGCUCAGCAAUGGAACAUAUCUAUACAAGAACAAUGAUGGAGAGUUGAGAUUUGGAGAACUUGACUUGAAGAGUCAAUCUCUAUUGAAAUUUGCUCCUGACAUGGAAUUUAAGGCUUCUAUUGGCAGACUUGAUGUACGUUAUGAAGCUGUAGUCAGUUCUGAAACUAUUGACCUAUUGGUUAGUAACUUGAAUGUAGAGGCUGGUGGCAAUAUUUCAGUAUCUGCUGAAGACAGGCUAUUAGAUACUCUUGACUCAAGUGAAGGAAAUGGAAUCAGUAACACUGGAACAUCCAAUCGAGCCUCUGGAGCUGGUCAUGCCAGUAGAGGAGGCUUUGUCUAUGCCACUGGAUCAACCACAUCUGUUUGGACUGAUGGUGGAGACUACUAUGGUAGUCUCUUUGAACCUACUGAGAGAGGUAGCAAAGGAGGUCAGGGAACAUCAGGCUCUCCUGGCAAAGGAGGUGGCAAGAUUAGGAUUGUUGUAUCCAGUCAACUGUAUGUUGAUGGUAACAUUAAGACCGAUGGUGGUGAUGGUACUGGCGACAGUGGAUCUGGAAGUGCUGGUUCUAUAUGGAUCGAGGCCUAUGACAUAGAAGGCAAGGGUUCUUUCAGAGCUAAUGGUGGUUCAAAUACAGCCGGAGCUUCUGGAGGACGAAUUGCUCUUUAUCUGAAAGUGAAGAAUCAGUUUGUAGGUGAUUAUCUAGCUGUCAGUGGUACAGGUAAUGUUGGUUAUAGAUCAGAUGGUGGCCCUGGCUCUGUGUACAUUGAGGAGAUCAGGAACACUAGGCCCUACAGCCAGUUCUAUCUGGAUCAAGGCGGCCACGACUGGGACCAAUAUUACACCCUGGAUGAGGAUGGUUACUAUGACUACACAUUUAAGGACCUAUUCGUUUAUAACAAGGCAUCUCUAGCACUGAAGUCUGAUUCUAGCAACAGAACUCUGACUGUCACUAAAGUCUAUGGAGAUCGCACCGGUAGACUGCACUUCAAUGCCAGACACACAGCUUUCAUUGAGCAAGCCCAGUCAACCGCUACAACCAUGAAGACCCCAGUCAAUCUGUGGAUUGAUGAGGGAGCUAAGGCCUACCUUGCAACCAUGGUGUACAUCCUGGGUGAAGGGGAGGUUGCACUGAGAUGGAAUGGUGAGAUGAUCAAUGUGGAUCACUUGCGUAUUGUUCCAGGAAGAGUCGUAACCAUUGGACCAUAUGCAACUGUCAGUCUCUUCAAGCAGGGAGUCUAUGAACAAGGAGAUGGAGGCAACUUCAAGUUCUCCAGUCUUGAGCUGGGUGCUGUUGUUCAGCUAUCCUUCCCUCCACCUAUGACACCAAAACUGACAGUCGGCUUACUGGAUAUCAAAUAUGAAGCUAGUAUGGAAGCCAUUGCAUUUGAAGUGGCUGCUACAACUUUCUACCUAGAGCCCCUUGCCUUACUGGACAGUAAUGGUGGAGGCUUGGAUGAUUUGCCUGGUCAAGCUACUGGCAAUGCUGGAGCUGGUCACGCCUCUUAUGGUGGAAACAACAAUGGUGGCGGAGCAGGUGGUAUAGCCUAUGGUUCUCUAUAUGAACCCACCCUUGAAGGUUCCACAGGAGGUGGCACUAACGGUGGUAAAGGUGGUGGCAAGAUAAAGAUCAACAUUGGCUCUGUGUUCCUAUUGGACGGCUUAGUUGAAGUUGACGGCAAUGAUGGGGCUCAUGGCUGCGGUGGCGGUAGUGGUGGAUCUGUAUGGAUCAAAGCUGGUGACAUGCGUGGUCAUGGUGAUAUCUCUUCUAGUGGUGGCAAGGGUGACCAAUAUGCUGGUGGUGGUGCAGGAGGUCGCAUCUCCUUACACACACAAGUAGACAAUGACUACCACGGAGGUAUGAUGGCCUAUGGAGCACCAGGAUCAACAUCUGGUGACACUGGAGGUCCUGGAAGUAUCUUCGUAGAGGACACAAUCAUCAGGGAUCUGGAAUGGCACACACGACUUUAUGUGAAUGGGCAGAAUCUAGCCACACCAAAACCUUUGGUGAUUUAUGAGCGAAAUCCUAAGAUUGACAUCUUUGAUCUUGAGAUAGACAAUGGAGCAGCUUUGCAUUUUGACACAGUUCUUCUCGAAAAAAUGGCUAUGCUUGAGAUCUCAGACAGUGAAGAUGAUGUGAUCACAACAAUCAACAUCCCUGUAAUACUUGGUGACAAGACAGGCUUCCUACAUCCCCAAGAUGGAGACAAAUUCUUUAUUGAAUUCUCUGAGUUUGCCUCUGUGAGAACCUACCCACCUGUCAACUUCCGCGUUGACCUUGGCAGUGAAAUCUGGUUGUCUCAGGACUUCCGUGUGAUUGGUACAGCUGAUCCUGCGUUCCUUCUCGAGGGACACAUCGCUGGUAUCUACAAUCUUACACUGAGUGAAGAGACUGAGAUGCACAUUGGCGCUAAUGCAUCCAACUCGAGAAUGUUCCGUGGUGAAUAUGUCAACUCUCCUGCAGGUUUCCAGGUGUUCAGCAGAGUAACACUUGAAGCAGAAUCAAGGAUGGUUCACAAUAGUAACCUAAAGCUACAGACCUCUGAUCUGAUGAUGCGUUAUGCCUCAGAGUUUAUGGCAAAAACCAUCCUCAUUGAGGCUGGGGACAUCCAUCUUGAGGGUGAAGCUAAACUUGAUGUCAGUGGUGUUGGACCAGCUGCAGAACAAGGACUUGGUGCAGGUGAUGUUAACUCAGAAGGAUAUGGUGUCGGUGCUGGCCACGGUGGAUACGGUGGUGGAGCUGAUAUUGAUGACUUUACUGAAGGUACUACAUAUGGUUCCUAUGCAACACCAAACCACAUGGGCAGUGGUGGAGGUGGCUCACAUGGUGGAGCUGGCGGGAGCACAAUCAAAUUGAAUGUCAGCCGUGCCUUACAUCUUGAUGGCUUCAUUAAUGCCUUUGGUGCUGAUGCUACAGGUUCCAACUCUGGAGGUGGCAGUGGAGGUAGUAUAUAUGUCCAUGUCAUGAACUUCUCUGGUCAUGGUAACAUCACUGUUGAAGGUGGUAAUGGCAAUGGCUGGGGUUAUGGAGGGGCUGGUGGUCGUAUUGCAGUAAAUGUACUGUGGCUUAGAGAAUACAGUGGAGAGUACUUGGCUUAUGGUGGCUACGGAGGUGAAUCUAGGACAAGUGGAGGCCAUGGUAAUGCUGCAGCAGGAACAGCCUACUUCACAUACUCAGAGAGAGGUCUUGUGCUUGUAAACACUACUGAGGGUCUAGAGCUUGCUGAUGGUCAUAGAAAACUACUGCUUGAUAAUGACAACAGGAAUGACUUCCUCGCUACAGUUAUAGAAAGUGAAGAUGGACAUGAAUUUGAAUUUGAUGAAGUUGAGGCCCAUAACCAUGUUAAACUGCAGAUGAAAGAAGGUCUUGCUGAGAUGACUGUUCAUAAGUUUGCAGGAGAUCGCACAGGGUUGUUCCAUUUGCGAGCCAAUCAGACUAUGUAUGUUGAAUACAGAAUCUCAGAGACUGGCUACACAAUUGCUCCAGUCAGUUAUGAAAUUGACACAGAUUCUGAGAUUAUAUUCCCAUCUGACGUGACAAUGCUGGGUACCCGUACUGUAGUCAAGGGUCUAAUGACAAAUGUUCAGAAUAUGACAAUAGCAGAAGGAGCUAACAUUGUUGUGUAUUCCACCGCACAGACUGCCAGAUUGGAAAAUGAGACACAUGUCUACUUGACUGAUCCUGGUAGUAUAUCUUUCACCAUGCUCACCAUUCAACGAGGCUCUGUCAUGGAACUUACACACGUUGUUGGUGACCUCACACUUAAGGUUAAUAAAUUCCGCCUCAAGUAUGAAGGUUUACUAAACAUGAACCGUGGAACCAUCGACAGCAAUGAUGGUGUGAUAGAAAGCCUUGGUGUUUUGAGCCUGAACUACAAAGGAAACACUGCUGAGAGUGGCCCUGGUGCUGGUAAUACCACAAAUAAUAUAGGAUUUGGAGCUGCCCAUGGUGGACAUGGUGGAGCACCCUAUCCAUAUACUGGUGGUGAGGCAUAUGGAUCACUGUACUAUCCAACUGAGCUUGGUAGUGGUGGUGGUAAUGGACAAGGUGGCACUGGUGGUAGUGGUGGUGGUCUACUCCACUGGAAAAAUGGCAAAGAGCUUCUAGUUGAUGGUUUGAUCACUCUUGUUGGGGCUGCUGGUUCGGGUUACAGCUCUGGUGGAGGCAGUGGUGGUAGUAUCCUCAUUGAGACACUUAAUUUCACUGGCUUUGGAUUGAUUGAUGUGUCUGGAGGAGAUGCUGGAAGUGAUGGCCAUGGCUGUGGAGGAGCUGGAGGUCGUAUGGCUAUUUGGAUUCGAUUCAAAUACAAAUACGCUGGAGACUUCCUAUCAACUGGUGGCCUUGGCAGAAACAAUGGACUUGGUGGAGCAGCUGGUACUGUCUACAUGGAAGAAACAUCAAGAGGACCUAAAUACGCUGAUAUUAAGUAUGAUGCAGAGGGACAGGAGUACACUACAGCCAGCCAUCGACGUAUUGAAGUUGAUAAUGAACACAUUAACAGGGAGCUCUACCAAGAGCAUGAAGAGCCUUGGCUAUUCACUGUUCUCAAUGAAGGUGACAAGGAAUUCUAUGAAUUUGAAGAAAUGAUGAUGACAGGUCACUCUAAUCUAAGAGUGGAUUACCCAACUGGUAAAGACAGUGUAACAGUCCAAGUGGACCUCUUUGAAGGAGACAGAACUGGACUGUUCCAUCUUCGUAAUAACCAGAAGUUGAUAGUGGAGGUAGUAGAGUCUCAGACCAAUGAGACAGUGGCUCCAUGCAGCUUCAGGGUAGAAGAUGGUGCUGAAAUCCACAUGCCCAAAAUCGUGAACCUCUUAGGUAGUCGAACAUGGCUUGCUGGUAUGCUCACUGGAUGCCAGGACUUGCUCAUUGCUGAGGGUGCAGAUGUCAUCUUGAUGUCAACUGCUCAAAUUGCCCUAAUUGAAAACCAAGAAUAUAUCAUGGUUACUGAACAAGGAAACUUCACUUUCUCCACUCUAACAGUAGAGAGGAAUUCUAAAUGUGAAUUCAAUCAACAUCCUGAUUACCCCAUGUCCAUUACAUCUGCUGAGUUCACAGUCAUGUACCAAGGUAGUCUCUACAUGGAUGAAGUGAUCAUAUACUCCACAAAUGCCAUAGUAGAAAGUGAAGGUAUCUUCCACAUGAGUGGUAAAGGACAUGAGGCUGAAGCUGGUGUUGGAGCACCACCUACAGACAAUACUGACCUUGGUCUUGGAGCCGCUUAUGGUGGAUAUGGUGGUGGUUCUGAAUCAAUCACCGAACCCUACGGUAACGUCUACUCACCUCGCGACCUUGGAAGCGGUGGUGGCAAUGGUGGCGGUACUGGAGGAGCUGGUGGUGGUUUACUUUUGUGGGAGGUAGCUGAAAAGAUUGAGAUGGAUGGUGAGUUGGCACUGAGAGGAAAUGAUGGCUCUGGUGGCAAUGCAGGAGGUGGCAGUGGAGGAAGUGUUCUCAUAAAGACAACCAAUAUGACUGGUCAUGGUGUGAUAUCUGUUAAUGGAGGUUCAGCCGCUGGCUCAGGUGGUGGAGGCUCUGGAGGUCGUAUUGGAGUUCAUUGUAGAUGGCGCUACCAAUAUGGUGGAGAGUAUCACAACUAUGGAGGUGAUGGUGUCGGUGGUUACGAACAAACACAUGCAGGAGCUGCCGGUACAACCUACAAGGAAGAGAACUACAGAGAGCUUGAAUACAGAUUCAAGAAAUACGACCCAUAUCUCAAUACAACUAUGCUAGCUGUUGAUCAUACUUAUGUCCAUGCAGACAACAAGCUGAAAUUCGGUCCAAGGCAAACACUCAUUAUGGAUUAUUCUAGAGAGAACUAUGAGUUUGAUGAAAUGGAGAUUACUGGAUCAACCAUCUUGUGGCUUCAUCACCCAGACAAUGUGACUGAAAUUGAAUUAAUAGCUCAUAAAUUCAUUGGAGACAGAACAGGCCAACUUCAUCUCAGGAAGGCACAACAGGCUUGGAUUGAGUACAUUGAAUCAGAGUCCAAUAGAACUGAGGCUCCAUGUAGUUUCAUUGUUGAUGAUGGAGCUGAAAUCAUAAUGCCAACUGAGACCCAUCUUCAUGGAAUUGACAGUACAUUUGCUGGUUUACUUACCAGUGUGCAGCAUUUGUUCAUUGAGGAUGACUGCACAGCGGAGUUCCACUCCACUGCACAGGUUGGCCUCUUGGACAAUGGUACCUAUUUAUGGAUCACUGAACCUGGAAACUUUUCAUUCAGCACCUUCACUGUUAAGAGAGGAGGAGUUGCUGGCUUUGAAAGAAUAACUGAUGAAAUGACACUUGAGGUUGGUGAAUUCAAGGUUAAAUACCAAGGUAAUCUCUACAUGAACCAUGCUGAUAUUUUCUCAACUUGGGCCUGGAUUGAAAGUGAAGGUGUUUUCCACCUUGAUGGAAAGGGUUACCCUGCUGAACAAGGUCCAGGAGGAGGUUCCACAGUUGAUAAUAUAGGUUAUGGUGCUGCACAUGGUGGAGAAGGUGGUGGCGCUGAUAUAACUCAAGUUGCCCAGCCAUAUGGCUUUGUCUACAACUCCAAAGAGUUUGGAAGUGGUGGAGGCAAUGGCCAAGGGACUGGAGGUGCUGGUGGAGGUCUCUUAUUCUGGAGUAUUGCUGAACGUAUUGAACUCAAUGGACUUCUCGGAGCACGUGGAGCUGAUGGCACUGGAAGCAAUGCUGGUGGUGGCAGUGGUGGAGGUGCUCUAAUUCAGACCACUAAUAUGACUGGACAUGGAGAGAUCAAUGUCAGAGGAGGAGAUGCAACAGGAUCUGGUGGUGGAGGCGCUGGAGGAAGAGUCAGUGUCCAUUGCCGAUUCCGCUACAGCUAUGGUGGUAAAUUAACCGACCGUGGUGGAGCUGGUGAGGGAGGCAAUGACUUCACUCAUGGAGCUGCAGCUGGUACAAUUUAUGUUGAACAGAACAUGCGACCACUACAAUACAGAGAACUUAAAUUCAGUGAGGAAACUGGUGCAGAAUACUUCCAAGUUGACUUCAGAUAUACUCAUGUUGACAAUACUGGAAGAUGUGUCCCUGUAGCCACUAUGAUGAUGGAAGGUGACGCAGAAUCCUUUGAAUUUGAUGAGUUAGAACUAACAGGAUGUUCAAGACUGCUCAUAUACCACCCCAACAAUACAGACCUCAUAUCUGUAGUUGCACAUCACUUCAUAGGAGACAAGACUGGACAGCUUCACAUUAGAAGCAACCAGGAAGUCUGGGCUGAGGUUGUUGAAUCAGUAAGCAACAAAACUGAAGCUCCCUGCGCUUUCAUCAUCGACUAUGAAGCUGAAAUAUUCUGGCCUACAGAAGUUCAUCUACAUGGUGUCAAUUCGGAACUCCAUGGUAAAUUAACAGGAGUCCAUCAUAUAUAUGUUGAAUCUGGUGGUGUGGUUGAUGUCUCAUCAACAGCUCAGACUGCACUUAUGGAAAAUGGCACUUACAUAAUGGUCACUGAGGAAGGGAACUUCUCCUUGCCAACAAUUAAUAUCCGCAGACAUGGAGAGCUUGAAUUUGUAAAGAUUGAAAGUAGCUUGACUGUAACUACUGCCUGGUUGGAGAUCAAAUAUCAGGGUCUUAUGUUGAUGAAUCAUGGCUACCUUGAGAUUGGUGACAUGGAUGUUGAAUCUGAAGGAGCCUUAGCUCUUGAUGGUAAAGGUCAUGAAGCUGAGGCUGGCCCUGGAGCUAGCACUGGAUCAUCAGGUGGAAGCUAUGGUGGUCUAGGAGGUGGCUCCAAUGCUGGCACUCCAUAUGGCUCCCUAUUUACUCCUAUAGACUUAGGUAGUGGUGGGGGUGGUGCAUCUGGAGGAGCUGGUGGUGGAUUUGUCGAUAUCAAAAUAGGACGAGAUCUUCAUGUGAAUGGAGAGAUCAGGACACUUGGUGAAGACUGCACUUCUGGAAACAGUGGUGGUGGCAGUGGUGGUAGCAUCCUUAUCAAGGCUUUUAAUGUAUCUGGACAUGGUGCAUUUGAUGCAAGUGGUGGUGAUGGUUACGGCAAUGGUGGAGCUGGAAGUGGAGGCAGAAUAUCCCUUGAGAUUGAAUACAAAAAUAAGUUUGGUGGAUUGUACCGUGCAAGUGGUGGUGUCUGCGGAACAUCCUUGAGUCAUACAACUGGAGAUGGUGGCCCAGGGACAAUUUACAAAUAUGAGUCAUCACGUGGUCCUCAAUACAGAGAACUUAAGUACAACCCAAGAUUGGACGUCACAAUGGUUGAACCAGAACACAGCUCCCUACGUGUUGAGAAUGCUGAUUUGGACACGACCAACUAUGCACUUGUAAUGGAGGAAGAUAGUGACUACUACGAGUUUGAUGAGAUUGAUAUUGAGGGGUAUGCAUACAUCCACUUCUAUCAUCCAGACAAUUCUGAUAAUGUUACCAUAAUUGCACAUGAGAUGAUUGGCAACAAGAAAGGUCUUGUCAGAGUCCAGGAUCAUCAAAGACUUGUUGUACACUUUGUGGUUGAAACUCAUACAUACCUUGACUGCCCUGCUGGCUUCCAUGUUGAUGCUGGUGGUGAAGUUGUUCUAACAACAGAAGUUAUUGUGCGCUCUGAGCGUGUUACUAUUGGAGGUAGGAUGACUGGUGUUGAAAACCUCAUCGUUGAACGUGGUGGUAGCUUCUACAUUGAUGAGAGUGCCCACACAGGCGAUGUUCCCCACACAGACAUUUGGUAUACCGAGGCCUUUGAAGACACAUACACAGCAGGAUUGUUUGAACUUAUGGAUCUUAGAGUUAAUAACCUUGGUGAAUUCAAAGUUGAAAUGGGUGAUAUUCACCCAUUGGUGAACAUUGGUGAUAUCUAUCUCAAGAAUGGUGGUACAAUCACUGUUGCUUGUAAUAGGGCUAGUUUCAAUGCUUCUCUAUUUGAUAUUGAGUUUGAUGGAACAAUGACUGGAGAUGGAUAUGGUUAUGCAAAGAAUGAGGGCCCUGGAGCUGGUACUGCUUCAACCUAUGAUGGAUCAGGAGGUGGACAUGGUGCUAAUGGUGGUACCAACAAGCCUGGUAAUGUAGAUGUUGGUGAAAUCUAUGACACACUUUAUGAGCCCACUGAGCCUGGUAGUGGUGGAGGUGGCGCUUAUGCUGGAAGUGGUGGAGCUGCCAUUAUGAUAGAUGCUGCCUUAAAAAUGGUGGUUGACGGUACAGUGACAUCUGCUGGUGUUAUUGGAACCAAUAACCACCAAGGAGCUGGAGGCGCAGGUGGCACCAUCAUGAUCACCACUGUACAUAUCAGAGGUCAUGGCACCAUACAAGCCAAUGGAGGCGAGGGACGUUACUAUGAUGGAAACUGGGGCAGUGGCGGUGGAGCAGGAGGUCGUGUAGCGAUACAUCUUACAGAUCCAUAUAAGUGGUUCCUUGGUGUAGCUGAGGCCCUUGGUGGAACUGGUGCUCACAAUAGGCACGGCUCCUGUGGAACUGUCUAUGUACAACAGACCAUUGGUGACACUGUUCACAGACAAAUGAUCUUUGAUGGAUCUGACAGAGGCACUGAGAAUGUCUGCACCUAUCCAACAGUAUUAAGUGAGGCAAAUGAUAUUGGCACACAGUACAUCUUCGACCAAUUCCACAUCAGUGGCCAUGCCUGCGUACAACUAGAUGGUGAUAUGAUGUUGAAAGAACUGAGUGGAGAUGGUACAGGAUUGCUUGAGAUUCAAAAUGGCCAAACAUUGGACUUAGACUCUGAGGCACCACGUGUGUCUAUCAAGGCUAACUUACGUGUCCAUGAUGGUGGUCUUAUUGACACCGCUGGUUACACCUAUGUUAUGGAGACAGUUGAUGUACAAGGUGGUCUUAAUGGAAUAAAGGACCUAGUUAUUACUGGGAAAAUGAUCAUAAAUCCCACUGGAUACAGUCUCUGUCAAGAAGGAUCCGAAUCUGAACCAGGGCAUUAUUGGUUCGAUUCUGUCAAUGUACUGGAUGAGGGUAUACUUGAAGCUGAAGCUUCGGGUGUGAGAACUCUCGAUGAUGGAAUGAAAUUCACUGCUGAUGAGUUCCGUGUAAGACAUAGAGCUGUUGUAAAGGUCUUGGGAGCAUUCUCAAUAUUCGGUGGAACUGUUGAUGUGGAGAAAGAAGCAUCCAUUGAAGGACAGGCAGCUGGAUAUGAAGCUCAAUCUGGCCCAGGAGCAGGUUGCCAAAACAAAGGAGGCAGUGGUGGCGGUCACGGUGGUGCUGGUGGACAAUCUCAGUCAUGUUCAGGUGGUACUGUAUAUGACAGUGAUGCCCUACCUUACACUGUUGGUAGUGGUGGUGGAAAUUGUGAAAACAACCAACCUGGUGGCAGCGGAGGUGAUGCCUUUAAGUUCAUCGGCAAGAAUUUGAUUUCCCUUGAGGGGUCUAUUUCGAUGUCUGGUGCUAAUGGCGGAUCUGGAGCUGGUGGCGGUAGUGGAGGUUCAGUCUGGAUAGAUGGUAAAAUCAUUCAAGGACGUGGAUCUUUAGCAGCCAAUGGUGGCACAGGAAACACAGUAUGCUAUCAAAGUGGUUGCGGCGGUUGCUGUAAUUAUUGCUAUGGUAGUGGUGGCGGUGGUGGCCGUAUCAGAACCUUUGGAGAUAAUUUCGUUGACCUGGUUAUUGAAAAGAACCGAUACACAAAUGCUGGUGGUGGUUAUAGAACUGGUAAUACAGGAUCAAUAGCUAGCACUGAUGACAACAUCUGUAGUGGACAUGGUACUUGGUCUGGCUCAGAAUGUGAAUGUGAUUCUGGCUACAUGGGGUCAUACUGUGAGGUACAGUGUGGUAGAGAUGAGACCUGUAGUGGAAAUGGAGAAUGUAACCAAUAUGGAGGCUGCGAUUGUGAUGCGGGAUACACAGGUUAUAACUGUGCUUUCUUCUGUGAUGAAACCAGUAGCUGUAGCGGUCAUGGCACUUGCUCUUCUUGUGGAACAUGUGUAUGUGAUCCUUGUUACCAUGGUAACGAUUGUUCACAGAUGUGUGGAGGUCAAGGCACAUGCCAGGAUGACUACUGUCUUUGUGAUAACUGCCAUCUAGGAGACUACUGUGAAUCAGAGUGUAACAGUCAUGGAUCAUGUAACGCAAGUGGGCUGUGUGAAUGUGACAACAACUGGCGUGGCUUCAAAUGUACCUACCCAUCUUGCCCUGGUGACACGGAGUGCUCUGGACAUGGUAUCUGUAAUGCCGCCAUUCACACCUGUUUCUGUGACCCAGGAUGGUCAGGUAUUGACUGUAGCACUGAGGACUGCCCUGGUGAGCCUGACUGUAUGGGACGAGGUACUUGUGACCUUUCGGCUGAAGUACCUGUAUGCAUGAACUGCCAGGGUGACUGGUAUGGUCCUGCUUGUAAUGAUCCCUGUAUAGAGGGCUCUGCUAAUGCUGACAACACCGAAUGCGUCUGCGAUCAAAUAUGUUGGCAUGGUGAUGGCUGUAAUGUUGAGUGUACCAAUCAUGGCAAUUGUAAUCCAGAUGGAAAUUGUGAGUGCAGUCACUUGAUUGGCUGGCAUGGAACAUACUGUGAGGUCCCCGGAUGCCCAUGGGAUCCUGAAACAGGACUUGAAUGUAGCAGCCAAGGAGAGUGUAACAGUGACACGAUGGAGUGUGAAUGUUUUGCUGGCUGGACUGGAGUUUACUGUCACAUCCCUGAUUGUCCUGGAGAGCCAAACUGCAUGGAUAGGGGUACAUGUGAUACAUCAUAUAGCCCUCCAUUGUGUUUGGAUUGUCAUGCAGACUGGAUGGGACCUGCUUGCGAUGACCCAUGUCUUCAUGGUACACAAACUCCUGCCAAUUCUGGAAAUUGCUUGUGUGAACCAGGCUGGGCAGGUGUAGGCUGUGACUCGGAGUGUUCAGAUCAUGGCAACAUUGUAGAUAGCAUCUGUGUCUGUGACUAUGUGACAGGCUGGAAAGGUGACCUCUGUGAUGUUCCUGGCUGUCCUGGUCUCUUUAACCUGGAUUGCAGUGGUAGAGGUGGCUGUGAAAGUAGCACCCAUACUUGUACAUGUGAGCCAGGCUGGCAAAACAUUGGCUGUGAGGAUGCAGAUUGUCCUGGUACACCUGAUUGUAAUGAUCAUGGAUUCUGUAAUGCUACAAUGAAUCCCCCAGUAUGUGAGUGUGACAGUGGCUGGAUGGGCCAUGAGUGCACACUAGAAUGUGCUAAUGGACACAAAGAUCCCCCAGAAUCAUCAAACUGUGUGUGUGACCCAGGCUGGAGUACAAUAGAAUGCAACUCUGAGUGCUCUGAGCAUGGUUCAAUCAACAGUGCACAAGAUGGCUGUGAUUGUGAUGUCGGUUGGCGUGGUGAUGUUUGUGACAUCCCAGGUUGCCCUGGUGACACUUUGGACUGUACUGGCAAUGGAGAAUGUAAUGCUGCUACCCACGAGUGCUCAUGUUUCCCCGGCUGGACUGGAGAUGAUUGUGCCACAACUGAUUGCCCAGGUGACCCUGACUGCAGUGGUCAAGGUACAUGUGACACAUCAGGGCCAGCACCAAUUUGUAUCGACUGCGUCAUGGGCUAUAUGGGACUAGACUGUAACACAGAAUGUACACACGGAGAGCAGGACCCACCAAAUAGUGGAAUUUGUGCCUGUGAUGCAUGCUGGGCAGGAUCCAGCUGUAACUCCGAGUGCUCCGACCACGGUUCAUGUGUGGAUGGAGAAUGUGUUUGUGAUGAAACAUGGAGAGGCUCCCUAUGUGAAGUACAGGGCUGUCCAGGAGAAACACACGACUGCUCUUUGCAUGGUGUAUGUAACAGUGCUACCAAUGAGUGUGCUUGCAUCCCAGGAUGGACUGGUGCUGCAUGUGACAUCCCUGACUGCCCAGAUGGCUGUGGUGGAAAUGGUUACUGUAAUGGAACUGAUCGUGACCUCCCAGUCUGUGAAUGUCUUGAGGGAUGGUUUGAUCUUGAUUGUCAAUCUCGUUGUGAGUAUGGUACCUGGAUUAUUGAAACCGAGGCAAUACAAUACUGCGAGUGUGAAUCAUGUCAUGCUGGAGAAUUCUGUGACUUGGAGUGCUCUGGACAUGGAACUUGUGUCAAUGGCACAUGUGACUGUGAGAGAGAGUAUGUAGGCAAUUCCUGGGCUGGUCCCAAAUGUGAGGAGACUGGAUGUCCUGGACUUGAAUCUACAUGCAGCGGUCAUGGUGAAUGUAACUCUCUGCUUGGAGAGUGUACUUGUUACCCUGGAUGGCAGUCUGAUGCAUGUGAUGUGCCAAAAUGUCCUGGAGAUCCAGAAUGUGGAGGUCCUGAUCACGGUAUCUGCCAAGGUGGUGGUGCUUGUCUAUGUAACAAUGACUGGAUAGGUGAAAUCUGUGAAAUUCCAUGUUACAAUGGUACCCACAGUGGGGAUGGCACUUGUGUAUGCGACAAAGAAUGCAUCUCAGGUAUCUCCUGUCAUCACGAAUGUAGUGGACACGGUGCUUGUGAUGCUGAUGGUAAAUGCGAAUGUGACUUCUAUGAGGGCUUUAAGGGUAUCAUAUGUGAUGUUCCCAGUUGUCCCGGUUGGCCAGAAGACUGUAUGGGUCGAGGCACGUGUAACCAGGCAACAGGUGAGUGUGACUGUAUACCCGGUUGGAUGGGACUUGGAUGCGAGGUACCUGAUUGCCCAGGAACUCCAGAUUGUAAUGGUGUUAAUGCUUCAUGUGGUGUGACUGCUGACUCAGAGACACCUAUCUGUUACAACUGUGAGGACCCCUAUAUGGGAGAUGGAUGUGAGUACACAUGUGUACAUGGUACAGCCUCCAGGGACCUGGAAUCAAAUGAAUGGAUCUGCACUUGUGAUGAUUGCUAUGGCGGCACCAGCUGUGAUGUCUUCUGCAAUGGUAUUGGCACAGCUUGCACCAAUGGAACCUGUGAAUGUGGCUAUGAAGGGAACAGAGGCGAUCUCUGCGACCUUGAUGGCUGCCCAGGUUGGGGUGAGGACUGUACUGGACGUGGUAGCUGUAAUGGAGCCACUGGAGAGUGUAUCUGCGGGGAUGGUUGGGCUGGACGAGGCUGCGAUGUUGCAGUCUGCCCUGACAACUGUAACCAAAGAGGCGCUUGUGAAGUGGAUGUAGAAUCAGACCAACCUUACUGUGAGUGCGAUGAAGGAUUCUUUGGAACAUCUUGUCAGUAUGGCUGUCUCUAUGGUACAGUGAAUGCAGAAGGCACAAACUGUACAUGUCAGGAUUGCUACCAUGGAUUUGAGUGCGACAUCCUUUGUUCUGGUCGCGGAAACUGCACUGAUGGUGUCUGCGAUUGUGGCUUCGAUGGAGGCAGAGGUGAUUACUGUGAUGAACCAGGCUGUCCCGGUCUUUACAGCACAGACUGCUCAGGACAUGGAAGCUGUAUCCUAGCAACACAACAAUGUAUCUGCAACCAAGGAUGGAUAGGUGUAGGAUGUGAAGAAGCAAGCUGCCCUGAGGAUUGUAAUGGCCGAGGUAUAUGUGCAACUGACCAACGCGUCCCCUAUUGUUCAAAUUGCGAGAAAGGCUGGAUGGGAGAGGGAUGUGAUGUUGUAUGUAAUGGCACCCAAACACCUAUGGAUAGUGGCAUUUGUGCUUGCGACAGCGGAUGUUCCCAUGGAGAUGCCUGUGAUAUCUCAUGUAACAACGUUGGCACGUGUUACGAUGAUAGCUGUAUAUGUGAGAACACAACAACUGGCGUUAACCCAGGAUGGUGGGGUACUUACUGUACUGAGGCAAACUGCCCUGGCACAAAUGACAAAAUCUGCAGUGGACAUGGCACAUGUAACAAGGCCUCUAGGACCUGUGUUUGUGAUGGAGGUUGGUACGGAGAGGCAUGUAGCGUCCCAGACUGCCCCGGUGAGCCUGACUGCAACGGCAAUGGUAUCUGUGAUGCCUCAAGUACCUCUGAUCAACCAAAAUGUAUCUGCGGCAUGGGAUGGAUGGGUCUAGGUUGUAAUAUAGCAUGUGUUAAUGGCAUUGGCUAUGAGAAUGGCACCUGUGCCUGCUUUGAUUGCUUUACUGGACCUGACUGUAAUUCCACAUGUGCCGAUCAUGGUUCCUGCAGCAAUGAGUCUGUCAUUGUCAGCGUGGCUGUUAAUGCGUCUGAUCCAAACACGACAUACUCUGAUGUAGAGACAUUCAAGGACACAUGUUCCUGUGACUCAGGAUGGUGGGGCAUUGAGUGUACUAUAAGGGGUUGCCCAGGUAUUGGAAGCAGUUGUUCUGACCAUGGUUACUGUACCCUGGCUGAUCAAUCUUGCGAUUGUGACGCUGGAUGGAAGGGAGACGGAUGUCACAUACCCGAUUGUCCAAACUCUGCAGGAAUGGCUGACUGUGAUGGCAGAGGUUAUUGUGAUGGUAACCAGUAUGACCCUCCCAGGUGUACUAACUGUACUCUAUCUAUGGGAGACAAGUGUGAGCUGCCCUGCGUACAUGGUGAAGAAAACCCACCAUUCAGUGCACUCUGUGAGUGUGAUUCCUGCUACUCUGAUGCUGGCUGUGAGACUGAGUGCUCCAAUGUUGGAAACUGUACCAAUGGAGCCUGUGAAUGUGACUAUGGAUUCAAAGGAGAUGUCUGCGAACUGAUUAACUGCCCUGGAGAGCCAGAUUGUUCUACAUAUGGUACGUGUCUGAGAAAGAACAACGAAUCACUGUGUGUAUGUAACCCUGGUUUCCAAGGUGACGAUUGCUCUGAGUUCAUUUGUCCUGGAACACCAUACUGUAGUGACAGAGGUGACUGUGCCCUUCCUGAUGGUGCCAUAUCUCCACGUUGUGUUUGUGACCAUGGAUUUGAUGGAGACGCUUGUGAUAGAUGUGUGGACAAGUUUGUAGGAGAUGACUGCGAAAGAUGCCAGGAUGGAUACAUAGGCUACAACACUGACUGUGGAGUACUUUGUCUAAAUGGUGCUCCACCUGAUGUUGGUGGUCGAGAAUGUAUCUGUUAUGAUGAUAUCACUAAUGGACACUGGGUGGGAGCUGCUUGUGAUCAGUGUGAACAUGGCUUCAACCUCCCUACCUGUAUUGACUGUCAUCCAGAUUAUGUUGGCCCACAUCACUGUACAAUCCCUUGCAUCAACAACCAGGGAGUCUACAAAGAGAUCUAUGAUGGCACAGGAGGUAUAGAACCCCUUGUCCCAGAGUUCAACUGUGUAGUACAGCAAGAUGAUGGGAAAUAUGUGGUAUACUUUGGCUAUGAUAACAAAAACACACAUAACGUGUAUGUGGAUGCUGGACCAGAUAAUAUGCUGAAUGGUGUUACAACAUUUGCUGAUGGCAAACAGAGAACAUUGUUCAGACCUGGACAGCACAAAUAUGCCUUCGGUAUAGGACCAGCUUUGUCUAAUGCUACAGUUUCUUGGAGCUUGGCCUAUAAAGCAUCUAAUACAUUCUAUGAUGUCACAGCUGAUAUUAGCGCUGACAAUCUGUGCUCAGAGACACCAGUUUAUGAUGUCAAUGAGAGUGAUCCAGAAGUUGGUGUGUGUGAGUGUAUCCAUGGUUACUGGGGAGAGUCCUGCCAGAAUGAGUGCCCAGGUGGAGGUAACAACCCAUGUUUCGGACACGGUAAUUGUGACAAAACCACAGGGGUAUGUACAUGUAUCUCUCGUUUUACUGAGGAAACCGACUGUCUGGAAUGUAUGCCUGGCUGGACUGGCACUGACUGCUCAAUUUCCAGUACCGAUCUUAUCCUGACCGCUGAUGGAGACUCCAUGGGUGUGGUGUACUACGGAGGUCAUUACAUGACUUUUGAUGGCGCCAGUUACAACUUACCAACUCUAGGCGAGUAUGUCUUAUUUGAUACAACCACUGCUGAAGGUGUUCCUCUAAAGGGUCAUAUCUACAAUGUGAUUUCUUCAGAAGAUGGACUUGGUAUUGGAUUGGCUGGUUUCUCUAUGACCAUAGGGGAAGUUGAGGUAGCUUUCUAUGGUGGUGAUAAGGAAUCCAAUAAGACUGGAGCAACCUGGCUGGAUGAUAAGCUGACAUAUGUUGGAUCACAGAAAGCAAUCCCUGGAACAGAUGACUUUGUAUGGAGACAGGACUCUGCUGGACUCUAUGUAGUCACUAAUGGUGACUUUGAGGUUACCAUCCAGAAUAGCAGAAGAUUCCUCAAUGUACAAGUGCUUUCCAAGCCUGCCAUAUGUUCCAUCAGCAAAGGACUACUUGGGAACUGCGAUGGCAAUAUCACAAAUGAUUUCAAUUUGCAAUCAGGUGAAGAACUCGCAUCUGCAACUAAUGGCACUUUGACUGAUGAUGAUGUCUACAGUGUCUUUGGACCAUCCUGGGUUGUACCUAGUAAUGAAUCUAAGUUUGAACAGCCCACCGAGGAAGACAUUUUGACAUCUACCCCCGGAGGUUUAUGUAUUUGCUUUGAAGAUUCCAAUGCAAUUUCUGAUCCUCUAUACAGUUUCUCCAACUAUGAUGUCACAAUUGAAUUCAUCUUUAAGGUGGAUGAGUCACAAGUGGGAUGUGGAAUUCUGCUCUCAUACCGAGUUGAUGACGAGUUUACAGUAAUGGUAUGCGACAAUAAGCUCACUACAUAUUACAACAGUGAAACCAAGACAUCAAAUGGAAUCGAUGUUGACUAUGGCACAUGGUACCACUUGGCAAUUAUCUUGCAAAAAGAUGAUGGAUUCUUGAUCUUUUAUCUUUAUGAUGAAGCUGGUGAAUACAACUCUGAUAUCCAGACCUUGAAUGAUGUUCCAUACAACAUCCUGCAGCCUGGUGGUACCCUAGCCUUAGGCCAGUGGAACCCACCCACAACAGGUAGCGGCAGUAGUGGAAUGUAUUACUACAACUACUUAGGCUGCAUUGAUGAGUUCCGUAUAUGGAAUGCUCGUCUCUCAGUUUCCACUAUUAAGGACAACAUCUGGAAGUACAUCCCAACAACAACAGAGGACUUGGCCAACUACUGGAAAUUCAAUGAGGGCUAUAAGGGCUACUCAGAGGAUUCUGUGAAUAGUGUGUACCUUCACAUGAGCAAAAAACCUUGGAGGCAUCCAGAGUAUGAGUACACUACAUACACCUUCACACUACCUGAAUAUGAGGAAUACAAUGUCUAUGAUGUCAUUGAUAAUGCAGAUGAUGACUACAAAGAUGAAGUUGAGGCCUUCUGCGCAAGUGUCUUUGGAGCUGAAUCUUUUAAGACACUCUGUUCAAAGGUUGACAAUGCAACAUUCUCUUUCUACCAACAACAGUGUGAAUACAAUGGGGUCCUUUAUGGCAAUACCUCAUACACAUUAGAAGUUGCUUACGCCUUUGCAGCUCAAUGCCAGAUACUUGAUACAUUCAUUGAGCGCCCAACUUUGCCUCCACCUGUAGAGGCUACUACAGGUAUCACUGGGGAUGGAACCAUCACAACUUAUGAUGGUACUACAUACCCACUUAACACAACUGGAGAGUUUGUAUUCAUUAACACUGGUACAAUUGAUGUGAAAGUCAGAGUUGUACCAUGUCCAGAAGCUUCAAGCCCCACUUGUGUUAACCAGGUUUGGUUAGCUACUGAAAACCAUGAUGUUGUUAUCCAUACACCAUAUUCAUCUGGAGGUGAUCUAGUUGUGUUUGAUGGUGAAGGCAACAGAACUACUCUAACAGGUACAACUGAUUUGGCUGAUGAUUUCACAGUUACUAAAGUAGGAGGAAAUGAGUAUCAUAUCACUGAUAAUGCAGAUCUUACAAUUGUUGUCGUGAAGGAUGACAAUGGGUUCCUAGAUGUAACUGUUGAUACAUUUGAUACUGUCUGUAGCCGGAAUACAAAUGAUAUAGCUGGUACAUGUGAUGGUGAUACAACCAAUGAUCCUGCAUCAGGAGAUGAUGUCACUCAUCCAAACUGUACAGGUUGUACUGUAGACCCUAAUAGUGAGGAUGGCUUUGUUUACACCUACACUACUCCCACAGGUGUCACCUAUGAAGAACCACAGAACUUCACUGGAUCUUGCACAUGUGGAUAUUACCUUGAUAACUGCUGCAUUCAAGUAGGCACCCCAGGUGGUAAUGACACCCAUGGAACAACAACAAUCACAAACGGCACAUUCACUACAUUUGAUGGUGUUGAGUAUGAUUUGGAUGUCAGAGGAGAGUAUGAGUUCUAUAAUGGAUCUGACACUGAUGUAUACAUCAGGAUGACACCAUGUGGUCAAGAAACAUGUGUUACACAGGUACAGGUUGGUACAGGUGAUUCUGAUGUUGUUGUCCAUGCACCUUACACUAAUAACUCUGAUGUUGUUGUGUUCGAUGGUGAGGGCAAUGAGCUUGACUUCUCAAGUAGCAAUGAUUCAACUGUAGCACUUGAUAAUUCAACUACUGUUACUAAUACAGAUGGUAACACAGUUAUUAUUACCAACACUGAUGAUGGCACUGAGACAACUGUUACUGUAAAUGAUAACGGAGACUUAGAUGUAGAAAUCACCACUCCAACAGACACUUGCUCAGCUGGUGUAACUGGCAUGGCAGGAUCUUGUGAUGGUGAUACUGAUAAUGAGAUCCCAGAUGGUAAUGGUGGAUAUGUUGAUGCUGACGAUAUCACUACUGAUGAUCUUACCAAUAUGGCAAAUGAUAGUAAUGUUGGUGGUUCAGGAUCUGGAUCUGGAAGUGGAUCUGGAUCUGGAAGCGGAUCAUCUGGAGAUGGAUCAUCUGAAACUAAUUUUGUGUACAGUUACACAGAUGAAAAUGGUACAACACACAAAGAACCUGAAAAUAUUGUUGCAAAGUGCCCAGCUGGAUUCUAUGGUGCUGACUGUAGUAUUGCAUUAGAGGACACCUCAUCUGGUUCAAAUACAACAUCAACAGCAAGUGUCAAUGAUGAUGGAUCAGUCACUACAUUUGAUGGUGUAAAUUAUCCUGUUGGAACAUAUGGAGAGUUCACAC
Owenia fusiformis is the source of this 29996-nucleotide messenger RNA. The record is from the annotation of a GenBank genome assembly. NCBI's taxonomy places the organism in Eukaryota, Metazoa, Annelida, Polychaeta, Sabellida, Oweniidae.